This is a messenger RNA of Lytechinus pictus (painted urchin), 6339 nucleotides long. RefSeq names its product PC3-like endoprotease variant B. Gene Ontology annotation, molecular function: serine-type endopeptidase activity. Gene Ontology annotation, cellular component: Golgi membrane; trans-Golgi network. The transcript is spliced from 16 exons. The coding region runs from base 415 to 3495 and encodes 1026 amino acids. The record is from RefSeq and is a predicted model, not a curated record. Gene Ontology annotation, biological process: protein processing. NCBI's taxonomy places the organism in Eukaryota, Metazoa, Echinodermata, Echinoidea, Temnopleuroida, Toxopneustidae.
AAUUCUGCAUGCAGUGAUUUUGGAAUUUUGAACAGGUGUGGCCGACACCCGUCAAGAAGAAGUUCAACUUUGCUGAUGAUUUUAACAUGAAUAUAAAUUGAUCAUAAAGAUUGCCCAUAGAUAUUAGAUGGCCGCCAGAAGGUAGUCUUCGCCUAAUGUCAAAGCAAGUCGUACACAGACGGCUCGUGAUGGUGUACCUCAAGUGAUGUUCGUGCAGGCUCCACUCUACUUCACUACCGCUACACUACGCUCCACCUACCCGAACAUCAAGCCCCAAAACUCGCUCUGAUACUCCGAGUGGCAAAGCCAAAGGUUGGAAAAAAUGCAUAUUUAUUGUAAAAAUCCUACAUCUAAACCACUCUGGCACUCACGCUAGUGCGAGGUAAGCUCCUCACUUGUAUAAGGAUUCCAGCAAUGGCUGUCAAGUUGGUCUUGCUGGCCUUCCUCUGCAUAACAACUGUCACCUGUUUGACCAGCAGCGAUGAAGAAGGGUUGUAUGUCAACGAGUGGGCGGUCAAGGUGGCUGGAGGAGAGAGAGUGGCUCGAGAAGUCGCUGCUGACUAUGGCUUCACAUUUGACGGCCAGGUUGGCACUCUGAAGGAUACAUAUGCAUUCUUGAAGAAAAAGAUGAGCAAAAGGUCCAGGAGGGCUGCUGAAAAUUAUAAUAAAUUAUUAUCACAAGAUUCAAGGGUUACUUGGGUUGAACAGCAGAGGAUUAUAGCUCAUGCGAAGAAGAGAGCCGAUGAUGUCGUGCCUCCAGACCAGACAGGGGCUAACUGGGCUAUCCCAUUCAACGAUCCUCUCUUUAAGAAACAGUGGUAUCUGUACAAUGAUGGCCAGGAGGGUGCUACACCAGGAAUGGACAUGAAUCUCAUGCCUGCAUGGAAGCUUGGUUACACAGGAAAGGGCGUGGUCGUCACUAUUGUUGAUGAUGGAAUGGACCAACAUCAUCCUGAUCUGAAAGAUAACUUUGACAUGUAUGCAAGCUUUGAUUUCAACAACGUAAGCAAUGAGCACAGCCCCACCCCUGAUUAUAACAAGCCUGCUAGACUAGUACGUCACGGUACAAGAUGUGCUGGAGAGGUAGCUGCCGCAGCCAAUAACAGCAUCUGCGGAGUGGGCGUGGCCUAUGAAGCUAGCAUCGGAGGUAUUAGAAUCCUGGACGGUGGUGCCACUGAUCGUUUGACAUCCCAGGCCCUCCAGUUCAACAACAGCCACAUUGACAUCUAUAGCUGUUGCUGGGGACCCGUUGACGAUGGUAUCAGGUUUGAGAUGCCACACACCUUGACGAAGGAAGCGUUCGAGCACGGAGCGAAAACAGGUCGCAACGGGAAGGGGUCCAUCUUCGUCUGGGCGGCUGGCAACGGUGGCAAUGACAACGACCACUGCGGGGCAGACGGCUACGUUGGUGACAUCCAUACCAUCGCCAUCAGCGCCAUCAAUGACCAUGGUCGACCAAGCUACUUUGUGGAGUCCUGUCCGGCCAUCAUGGCCGUGACACUCUCUGGAGGCCCUGCAACCGUUGGUGACCUGAGGAACGGCAACUUCAGGUGGAACCUUGUGACUACCACAGACCUGUAUGGAAACUGCACCACUGCUUUUGUUGGAACAUCCAGUGCAGCGCCUCUUGCCUCGGGAAUGUUUGCUGUAGUGCUGCAGGCAAAUCCUCAACUGACAUGGAGAGAUUUACAGUACCUUAUCACAGAAGGCAGUAAGAUUCCCCAGCCUUACAACGACGGCUGGAUCAUCAACGGAGCCGGACUCCACGUGCAUCAUGAUUUAGGUUUCGGAGUCCUGGACGCAGGCAAGAUGGUGGAACUAGCCCUCACCUGGGAUCUCGUUGGCCCGCAGGAAACAUGCGAGGUGGAUGCGGUCUUCCCAGACCUAUCUCUCCGCCAGGGCGAUACCAAGAACGUCAUCGUCUCCGUGAACUGCCCCAGCGUCCGCAGCAUGGAGCACGUCAAGUCGUACAUCAGCCUCCAGGCCUACCGUCGGGGCGACAUCAGCCUGGUUCUCUACUCUCCGUUCGGUACACCGUCUCGGCUCAUCGACACCCGGAUCCACGAUAGCCACACCGAGGGCCUGACUGACUGGCCUUUCAUGACCGUUCAUAACUGGGGUGAAGACCCGAACGGAGACUGGACCCUGGAAUUCAGAUACAACCCGACCCCUGAGAAUGCAGAUCAGCCCGAAGACGAGGAGCUCGAGCUGUAUCCUCGGGUUGAAGUCCACAGUGCUACUCUGAGCAUGUGGGGAAUGACCAUAUAUGGAGUCAGCGAGCCACGUGAGCGUGCGGAUGUUGACGAGGCCAAAGAGGCUACGACCACGGUGGGUAAAGAGGGGGAAGGUGAGGAGGAGGAAGAAGACAAGAAUCCUGCUGUCAACCCCGAUGAUGCGGGUAAGAGUGAUUGGAACACCAUCAGGAAAAUCUACAACCAAGAACAACUGGAUAGCGAAGAGAUCAACCUAGACCUUGAGGAUAUUGCUAAUGGAGUACCACUGCCACCUAACCGAGCCCACAACAUCAACAAGAUCACAGGAGGGAUAGGUACAGAGUACUUUGAUGGGAACCUCCUCAGCAAUCAGGGUCUCGUCAAGCUAGCCAUGUUUGCCAGAAGACUGGAUGCCAAUGACCCGAUCCUCAGGUACCUGAACUCCCUGGAUGACGAGUCCCUGAUGAUGCUAGGUCGGGACUUUGAUCUGGACGACGUGAUGGAGGACACGGUGAUGGAAGGUAGAGAGGUGGAUGUAGGUUUGGAGGAAGACGUCAAAGUGCAAGCGAUGGCUGGUGGUGAGGCAAGAGGGAUCAGUUUGGAAGAAGCAGGAGCAAAGAGAGAAGGGCUUGACGAAGUGGCCUUUGACAGACGAAGCAAUGAGUUGACCAACACUGAUAUCCUUCACAUAUUACGUUCGCUGGAUGUGGACACAUUGCGGCUAUUGGUCGAGUUGGUUGAGGAAAUGGACACAUCGAAGAAGAUAGCAAUGACCGGGUCCCUCCAUCAUCAAGACAAGUAUGCCGAAAAGACAAACCAGGACGUGUUUGUCCAAUACCAGAAGAAGACAGACGAUGCACUGUUAGGGGAUAGAGAGCUGGGUAACAUAGAAGAGAAAGAAGAAGAGGAAGAAGAAGAGGAGGAGGAGGAAGAGGAGGAAGAAAAGGAUUUAGUUGAUGAAGUUAUUCAAUUUCAGAAGAGACUUGAUGCGGACUUGCUUGGGAGGAGCUCGAGCAAUACAGCAAGUGACAUGGAGAAGAAAGAAGAAGAGGAAGAAAUAGAAGAGAAAAGGGAUGAUGAAUUAAUUCAGUUCCAAAAGAGAACUGAAGAUGAUUUAUUGGGAAGUGGACUGAGAAAUGAUUUCAAAAGGAAGAAAGAAAACGGCCCUAGUGAGAAGGAGGCAGACAUCCUUCGAGAACAGUCAAAAGCAACUAAUUUACUUGAAGAUGAUAGACUUGAUGAAUUACUAAGGGAUCUGCAGGAUCUAUUAGAGGAUGAUUGAUGUUUAAUUUAGUAUUUAUUUAAAUAUAGGGUUGAAUCGUUACAUGUAUAUGUAUAUCAGAUUAUCAGAAUUAUAAAGAACAUAUUUAUUUUUAGAUCACAUUCUUUAUUUUCCAUGCGUGAAUGUGAUAAAAUAUUAUUAUUCUAGGUUGUUGUUUAUUUUAGCCAUGUUUUUUUUAAGAUUGAUAUGAAAUCUUGACAAAACUGAAGUCUGAUGAUUGGUUCAAUGAAGCGCUUCAUAAAUAUUUUUUUUCACAAAUUUUCUUGUAACAAAUCAAAUGUAAUAACAAUAAUAAUGGGCAUUUGUAUAGCGCCAUCUAUCUAGAAACAAUCUAUUAUGAUGCACAUUGUUAUUAUUAUUACCCCGGCCUUAGCUCGAGCUGCCUUUCAUUGCUCGUGCAUUCAAGGAAUUAAUCCUGCCGGGUACCCAUUCACCUCACCUGGGUCGAGUGCAGCACAGUUUGGAUGAAUUUCUUGCUGAAGGAAAACAUGCCAUGGCUAGGAAUUCGAACCCACGACCCUCUGUUUAAAAGGCGAGAGCCAGAACCACUAGACCAUGACGCGCCCAUGAAGCUUCAGUAUGUAUGAAGCUUCAGUAGCAUAUAGGAGUUUUUAGUAAGUAUCACCAGGAAAACGGCUCUGAUUGGUCUGUUACAUUCAGACCAGGUUUGGCUGGAGUGGGGAAUACUGGUGGUUAAUGCCGCCUCAAUAUUUUUGUGAGGAAAAUGGGAAAUAGUUGAAAAUGCAGGGAAAUGCUACAAAAUAUACUUCUUGAAUUUUUUCAGGUCAUCUUUCUUGUUUCUUAAGCAUAUCACCGGGUACAUCUUAAGUACCUCCAAGCAUAUAUACAAGUUUUCCAUCAUCUCCCAGGAGCAGGAAAUGACUUUAUUUUCGGGGAAAUUGCCAACCCAGAUUCAGACAUGGGUUUUAGAGAUACUGGAGGUUGUACUUGUUGUGCUCUAAAGUGACACACCAGUGAUAAAACGCAGACCUGCCAACCAGUACGUUUUUGGCGUAUUUAGUACGUUUUUGCAACCAAAAUAUGGCAGUACGUUUUUUCUUUAAAAAAUAUGUUUUUGUUGUAAAAAAAAAAAAAAAGUUUUUUUUUUUUUUUACAAAAUCUCCCUCACUCUAAUUCUCACCAUUUUCUCUCUCUCUCUCCCCAUCUCUCUCUCUCUCUCCCCCUAUCUUGAGGAUAAAAAAUUUGUGUCAACUCCCCCCUUCGUUAAAUAUCUUUCCAAAAAUAACGAUAAAACAACAAGGCUGAUGUGGUUAGAAUCUCGUCAAACCAUCCUCUGAAACGUCAUAAGCCGAUGUCAAAGUAAUUUGUAUUUGUUAUUUUACAUAAUUUACUUCAAUUAUAUGAAAUUAUAAAAACGACCUAGCGGCUGCAAUUCAAUUUAGCAUACAACAUCAAAAUUAUUAAUAAUGAACCAUCAAUGAUGAGGAUAAAUUAGUUCAGCUGCUCUUUUUAAUGGGAAGACACAUAGUUGAGGUUUCAAAAAAUAUAUCAGGGACAAACAUGCACUAUCAAUAGAAUCAGCAAAACAGAUGUCUUGUAGUAGAUUUUCAGUGUGACGGUACGAAGAGAAGAGCGUACUUCUGUAACUUCACAAAUCUUGGUCACAUUGCCAAUGGGAGGAUCUCCAUAGCAUUAGUGAUUUCAACAUUUAAAUGCUUAUAACUUUGUUAUAGUCUGUCCAACUGAUCUCAAACCUUUCAUUGAUCUUAGUCUUUGAUUUCUUGUCUCUGUUUUCAUACAAGCUAAUCUGUUCCAAGGGUUUAAAGGAGUAAAAUUGUAAAAGUAGCAGAAAAAAUAAUAUAAAAUGUUUCCAAAAGUUUGAUAAAAAUCAAUCAAAGAAUAAAAAAAGUUAUAAGAAAUUUAAUUAUUUGAAUUGUGACGUCAUAGGCAAGCAGCUUUUCUACAUAUGGUAUGGUAAAAAAUCAAUGAAAUGUCAUAUACUCAGUAAAUUGAAAAAAUUGAAAAUUUUUUAAAACAAUAGACAUAUCAUUUCACACCCGUUGCUAAAAAGAAAACAAAAAUAAGUCAUCACAAACUAUUAAGAAAUUGAAAUUCAUGCAUUCUAUAUUACAUAUUAUAUAGGGCAGCUGCUCGUUUAUCUGUUUAUGACAUCACAAAUCAAAAACACAAAUUUCUGAUAACCUAAUCGUUAAUGGAUUUUCUUCAAACCUUUACCAAUAUCUUUUAUUAUUCUGCUAUUUCUACAGCAAACUUUUCUUUAGGGUGAACUUCCCCUUUAAUUUUUUCUUUAAUUGUAACUCUAUUUUAUAUGAUUUUUCACAGACUCGCAGGGCUCUAGUAUUAUAAUUUCUUUUGAGGGAUCUUGAAAGUUGCUGUAUUAUUCCUUAUUUUGAUGGUUGCCAGUUUACACUGUGUAACUAAUUGAAAUAGCCCCCUCUGUUUUUGAUUUGUGUUUUGGCUUUACGUGAAAGUUAUUAUUCUUAUUUUGUCUCUUUGUGUAUUUUAGACGCAAGGAUUGCUGCCUGUCGUGUUUGUCUUUAUCAUCUUUUUAAUGUACAUGUAUGUUUAAAAUAUGAACCCCCCCCCCAAAAAAAAAAAAACACAUCUUCUGGAAAAUGAUUAUAUAUAUAUUCUUCCCCUUUCAAAUAUUAGUCUACAUGGCACUAUAAGAAGUGGUAGCUUUCAAUUUCAUGUGUAUUUCAGCAUAUUUUUUAUAUUAUGAUUGUCAUAUUUAAUCUAUUAUUUCUGUUUUUUGUAAGAUAAUUUAUUUGCAACAGAUGUGUUAUUGGACGGUAAGAACCUUGGGAUAUGAAGGUUAUUUGUUUUUGACAGUACUAAAAAGUUAGUGAUAUGAUUUUGAAA